UCUCAGAUACCGAAUAUUUCAGAACACCGGUCAGGUCCUUGUAUUAAAUGUAAACGGCUAUUUCCGGGGAGAAUGGGCUGAGUGAUGCUCUGAUUUGCGCAUCUAUCUGCUGCAUGAAGCCUCGCUGAUUCUGAGCCCGUGUAGGUGGAUGAUUUCAGCGUAAUUAUUGAAGAGAUGUCUGCCGCAGAAGGAGCGCACAGCCCGGAUAGACUCAAUCAGUUUGAACGGCUGUCUGGAAGGCCUCCGUUAAGAGAAGCAGGCUCUAAGAAGAGAGUUUGCUGGCUACAUGCUCGAAGAAUCCUCGGCCAACCCUGCCCCAGUCUACGGAUCCCUAACAGGUUUUUAGGAGAAGGUCAUAGAGCCCCUCCGGCCCGUAGCGGCCAUCGCUGUGUGGCUGACAACACCAGCCUCUAUGUGUUCGGAGGGUACAAUCCAGAUUACAAUGAAUCAGGUGGCUCAGAUAACGAAGACUAUCCGCUGUUCAGGGAGCUGUGGAGGUUCCACUUUGCCACGGGUACUUGGCAACAAAUCCGCACAGAGGGCUUUAUGCCCACCGAGCUGGCCUCAAUGUCUGCUGUUUUGCAUGGAAACAACCUGCUUGUGUUUGGUGGGACUGGAAUCCCAUUCGGUGAGAACAAUGGAAAUGACGUACACGUCUGCAAUGUGAAAUACAAACGAUGGUCUCUCCUUAACUGCCGGGGCAAGAAACCUAAUCGAAUAUAUGGACAGGCGAUGGCCAUAAUCAAUGGCUUCUUGUACGUGUUUGGAGGGACGACAGGUUACAUCUACAGCACUGAUCUCCACAGACUGGAUCUGACAACACGAGAGUGGAAUCACUUGAAACCCAACAACCCUCCAGAUGACCUGCCUGAGGAGCGAUAUAGACAUGAGAUAGCCCAUGAUGGACAGAGGAUCUAUAUCCUAGGUGGGGGAACCUCCUGGACCUCCUACCCAUUAGACAAGAUACAUGCAUAUAACCUCGAAACAAAUUCCUGGGAGGAAAUCACAACUAAGCCUCAUGAAAGAAUAGGAUACCCAGCCCCUCGUAGAUGUCAUAGUUGUGUGCAGAUUAAAAAUGAUGUAUUUAUAUGUGGUGGAUACAAUGGUGAAGUUAUACUAGACGAUCUGUGGAAGAUCAACCUGCAGUCGUUCCAGUGGAAUAAACUACCUGCAUUGAUGCCUGAACCUGCGUACUUCCACUGUGCUGCUGUUACCCCGGCCGGUUGCAUGUACAUCCACGGUGGCGUGGUGAACAUCCAUGAUAAUAAGCGAACUGGUUCCUUGUUUAAGAUCUGGCUGGUGGUGCCCAGUCUGCUGGAGCUGUGCUGGGAGCGUCUGCUCAAAGCCUUCCCACACCUGGCCCAACUCACCCCGAUACAGCUGCUAAACUUGGGCCUUACCCAGGAACUCAUUGAACGCUUGAAAUGAAGAGGAGGGGGCUGCGAGUGAUUGAGUAUGUACAAUGUGUGUACCAUUUUAUUUUUUGUGGAGCUGAUGAUGGACAGGAUGACAACACUUGAGCCAACGUGCGGACCGAAAGAACGCGCGUGAUUCUAAGGAAGCCCAUCCUACUUUUGUAGGCCACCUUAAAACCAAAAACUGUAGGAUGCCUUUUGUUUUUUUUGCUUAUGCAUCUUUUUAAUGAUUUGAAAAAUAUAAAACAAAUAUCCAACACCGAGAGAUUCUUUUCUCAAACACUAUGGGUCAGUGACCACAAAAUCUUGUCUUUUUUUCUUUCGUGAGAUUGUAAUGUUAUUUAUUGGCCUUCUGUAGUUAUAUUGGGGGGCUUGUUGAAUUGUUUUUACUGAAGUAUCUUAAUUCUAUUUCUUUUCAAUCUAAGAGUUAUUUAAGUUUUAUGAAUCACUAUGAAAAUUUAUCACACCACAACGUGAAUAUUGUUCAGUUGGCAGUUGUGUAACUGAGGCUUAAUCUGCUUCAAUUUUUACAGUUUGCUGCUGAACAGUUAUUGGUGCAAAUUGUCACUGCAUAAAUAUUGAUGCCUGGGAUUACGAUUUAAGUUUUUAUUGAUUUGAGAAAAUGGUACAAAAUCAGUGCUGAACGAGUGUUUCAAAGUUGAAUGUUUUAGCAGAAUAAAAGAAACUUGGGCGAAUUUGGCGUUGCAUGUUCCUCUCAGCCAUCCAGUUUUGUAAACAAAUCGUUACAUCACUGUGAACAAGGUGCUCCUUAACUAACUUUUAAUGCUUUUACUGAAAUAAAAUCUGUUUGUUUUUCCUUACACUGAUCAUUCCUCAUCCAAAUCUUUAUUAUAUUUUACAUAUUUAAGCCAACGGCAGACACUCAUUUAAUUGAUCUAGUCUAGUGCCUUUCCAAGCAAGACCUGAUAAUGUGCUAAAUUUAACAGUGAUAUAAAGCCUUGCUCGAUACACUUUAUUAUUAUGAUUUGAUUCAAAUUCUGCUCCAGGAGAAGCCGACCUGAAGUGAAAAAAAAAAAAAAGUGCAAAUUUUUACAUAAAGCUUUCUAGCACUUGACACAUUUACAGUUAAUAAUUAAAAACAGUUAAUGCCUGGUCAGCACAGUGAUAAUAAUAUUGACAAAUCUUUUAAGCCUUUGUGUAUAUCUGUACAGUUUAGAAAAAAAACAGAUAAACCUAUGGUUGGCAAUAAUGUAGCCGAGCAUCUCUUUACUAUGCUGACCUGUUACAACUAAGAAUCCGUCUCUGAAUUACAAAAAAUCACUGCUUGAGAAAAGCCAAAUGCAGCAUCUUUGAAUUGUGAGUUAAUGCAUUUAGCCUUGUUGGUUUCCUUACAAUUAUGGUCCAUUCUAAGAACUUUAACUACAUUAUUAGGCACCAGCAAUUGAUGUUGAGUAAAAGUUUCUUAAUUGCCAUUUCAAUUUCUACACCCUCCGCAUCCUUAAAUAGUUAUUGCUAGAUGCCCUGUUUGUCUAUUUCUGUUUCUAUCAUGUUUCUAAGUAGCUUAUCUCUGGCAGGAGUCACAUACAUGCCCAUAAGAUGUGCCUGUUUACCCACUUUUUGCCCUUUUACUUCAGCAUUGCUGGAUUCUUGUUUGCGUGAGUCACGACUAAGGGUGCUUUGUCAUACAGGCACUGUGCAGACCAUGACAAUGACAAAACCAUUUCUACAGCACAUGUAUAUUUCACUCAGUCUGCAUUGAUGGACGAGAGUCCCUACAUUUCUGUGUUUUUGAGAUAAGGAGUCUCAUUGGACUUCCAUCUUCAAAUUGUGCAGCAAAUGUUUUCAAGGUACUCCGUUUUGUUUUUAUUGAUGGAAAAUUAAUAAACUUGUUCAAACCAGUGGUUGUUAUAUAUAUAUAUAUAUAUAUGUGUGGUUCAAAACAGAUGCAGUUCAAAAUCUAAUUUAGGCCUGGAUAUGUUUUUUUACACCGUAAAAAGGCAUAACAUUAUGUAAAAUGAAUAAAGAUUUUGCACUUUCUAGUUCACUAAUCAAAUGAGCAAUUGGUUACACUAACCAUGUUAAAAGAAUAGUUCACCCAAAAACAAAACAUUCUCAUUUACUAAGCCUUGGUGCCAUCUCAGAUGUGGAUGACUUUCUUCUGCACAACACAAAGAUUUUUAGAAGAAUAUCUCAGCUCUGUAGAUCCUUUCAGUGCAAGUGAAUGAUGACCAGAACGCCAAAAAGCAGACAAAGGCAGCAUACAAGUAAUCCAUACGACUUUAGUGGAUUCAUUCAUGUCUUCUGAAGCGAUCCCGUUGGUUUUGGUUGAGGGCAGACUAAAAUAUAAAAUAUACAUUUCUACUUAUGACAGGGGGAUUACCUUCACCAGCCCUCUUUAAAGUGUACAUGAAUGACAUUGUGUCUGAAUAACUAAGAGGCUGUAAAACUUGCUUUAUGAUUGGUAGCGCCAUACUGAAUCUCCUAAUGGACUCGGAACCUGACAAUAAAGUUGAACAAGCUCGACUACACUUGACGCAUGUGCAGAUCGCUAGAUGGCGCUAUAGGAAGUUUAAUCGAGCUUGAAAUCAUGAAUGCCAUUGGAGACUGCUGUCAAGAUGUACAGUGAAAAAGGGGAUAUAUUUUGGACAAAAAUAAGUCACAUCUGGGAUAGCAUGAGAAUGAGUAAAUGAUGCGAGUACAUUUUUCGGUGAACUAGCCUUUUAAAUUGUUCAAAAUGUUGCUUUUCUUGCUUUCAUAGAAACACUCAGAACUCUCUUGGCAGCAUCCUGAAAGAUGCACUCAGUAACUUUUGUCUUCGUGUCAUUUUGGACUAACACGGACACCUAGCGGCUUGCAGCAUAAUUUAUAAUCAUCAGUUUUUGGUUUAAUUCAGAUGCCAAAUUUACAUUCAGCCAC
This is a messenger RNA of Xyrauchen texanus (razorback sucker), 4292 nucleotides long. RefSeq names its product kelch domain containing 10 (gene klhdc10). Gene Ontology annotation, biological process: positive regulation of stress-activated MAPK cascade. The coding region runs from base 175 to 1428 and encodes 417 amino acids. NCBI's taxonomy places the organism in Eukaryota, Metazoa, Chordata, Actinopteri, Cypriniformes, Catostomidae. The record is from RefSeq and is a predicted model, not a curated record. The transcript is spliced from 10 exons. Gene Ontology annotation, molecular function: protein binding.